AUGUCACAGGAAGAUUACGAGACCUAUAAGCUUGGGGACUGGGAGCUGCAGUCUGGGGAGAAGAUCGCCAACGCGCAUAUCGCAUACAAGACGUUCGGUGACCCAAAAUCGCCAGCUAUCUUGUAUCCUUCCUGGUUUUCGGGCGCUAUUUCGGAUAACUUCUGGCUCCUUGGAGAAGAUAAGACACUCAAUCCCAAAGAAUAUUUCAUCAUCAUCACUGCUCUAUUUGGUAAUGGGCAGUCGUCAUCUCCUUCGAACCAACCUACUCCCGGACCCUUCCCCAAGGUCUCGUUCUACGACAACGUGCGGGCUCAGCAUGAGCUCGUUACCAAGCAAUUAGGCAUCACCCACCUGCGUGCGGUGAUCGGCUGGUCAAUGGGAGGUGGCCAGACCUUCCAAUGGGCCACUCAGUACCCAGACUUUAUGGAUCUGGCUAUCCCAUUCUGUGGAGCUGCCAAGACCUCCCUGCAUAAUCAAGUCUUCCUCGAGGGAGUCAAAAGCGCCCUGAUUGCAGUCAAGAACAUGCGAUCGGCUGGUCUUGGCAAGAUUGGAAUAAAUGAGAAGGGGGAAGAGGCUCGCACUUGGACUAACGGCGAUAAAGAAGUCGGUUUAAAGGCCCUGGGUAGGGUUUAUGCUGGUUGGGGUUUCAGUCAAGCUUUCUACCGGCACAAGCUGUAUGAGUCCGCGCUUGGAUAUCAAGACCUCGAAGACUUCAUGCAAAAUUUCUGGGAGAAAUGGGCAUGUUCCAAAGACCCCGAGAACCUGCUGGUCAUGAUCCAAACCUGGCAGACUGGUGAUGUCUCCCUGCAAGAGCCAUACAAUGGCGAUUUCGAGAAAGCGAUGGCCUCCAUCAAGGCCAAGACGCUUGUGCUACCUGCAAAGACGGAUCUUUACUUCCCACCGGAGGACUCAGAGUACGAGGUUGCAUGCAUGAAGCCGGGAAUAGGUAAAUUGGAAGUUUUCCCUUCCAUUUGGGGACACUGGGCAGGAGGCCCCGGCGAUAGCAAGGAGGAUGUCGCAUGGCUAGAUAAACAGUUGUCUACUUUUUUCGCGGAAGAGUAG
Molecule: messenger RNA, 1062 nt
Organism: Penicillium maclennaniae
Lineage: Eukaryota; Fungi; Ascomycota; Eurotiomycetes; Eurotiales; Aspergillaceae
Product: homoserine acetyltransferase family protein
Exons: 6
Coding region: 1-1062 (353 amino acids)
Biological process (GO): biosynthetic process
Molecular function (GO): acyltransferase activity, transferring groups other than amino-acyl groups
Source: RefSeq, a predicted model, not a curated record